This is a messenger RNA of Octodon degus (degu), 634 nucleotides long. Its product is annotated as nucleophosmin-like. Lineage: Eukaryota; Metazoa; Chordata; Mammalia; Rodentia; Octodontidae. The coding region runs from base 1 to 552 and encodes 183 amino acids. The record is from RefSeq and is a predicted model, not a curated record. Gene Ontology annotation, cellular component: cytoplasm; nucleoplasm; nucleolus. Gene Ontology annotation, molecular function: histone binding; RNA binding; chromatin binding. The transcript is spliced from 4 exons. Gene Ontology annotation, biological process: ribosomal large subunit biogenesis; ribosomal small subunit biogenesis; positive regulation of transcription by RNA polymerase II.
AUGCCUGAUGCUCUACACAUUCUCUUCCACCUAAGUGCACGCCAUCUCUCUGUGGAAGAUUUGAUGGAUAUGGACAUGAGCCCCCUGAAGCCGCAGAACUAUCUAUUUCAUUUAGCUGUGGAAGAAGAUGAAGAGUCGGAAGACGAAGAGGAAGAUGUAAAACUCCUAAAUAUGUCUGGAAAGAAAUCUGCCCCUGGAGGUGGCAGCAAGGUUCCACAGAAAAAAGUAAAACUUGCUGCUGAUGAAGACAACAAGGGUGAGGAGGACGAGGAUGAGGAUGAUGACGAUGAUGAUUUUGAUGAUGAAGAAACCGAAGAGAAAUCUCCAGUGAAAAAAGGGCAGGAAUCCUUCAAGAAACAGGAAAAGACUCCUAAAACAUCCAAAGGACCUAGUUCUGUAGAAGACAUUAAAGCAAAAACGCAAGCAAGUAUAGAAAAAGGUGGUUCUCUUCCCAAAGUGGAAGCCGAAUUCAUCAAUUAUGUGAAGAAUUGCUUCCGGUUGACUGACCAGGAGGCUGUUCAAGGUCUCUGGCAGUGGAGGAAGUCUCUUUAAGAAAACAGUUUAAACAGUUUGUUAAAGUUUUCCGUCUUCUUUCAUUUCUGUAACAGUUGCUAUCUGGCUAUCCUUUUUGUAA